AUGGGGGACUCUAGUAAAACUUUGAGAUACGUUGAUAUUGGGAUCAAUCUAAGCGAUCCCGUUUUCAGGGGCGAGUAUCACGGAAAGCAAGUCCACGAUAAUGACUUGGAUGACAUUGUUCAGCGUGCCCGGGAUGUGGGUUGUCAAAAAUUUAUGGUCACUGGCUCUGACCUAGAGGAGUCUUGGCGAGCCGUGGAGCUCGCUCAGAAAUAUCCGGGAUUCUGCUAUGCGACUGUUGGGGUCCAUCCUUGCCAGGCAAAGUUGUUUGAUGAAUACCCCGGAGGCGCUUCCAAAAUGCUUGAAGAUGUCAAAACUCUGGCCCUAGAGUCGAAACAAGCCGGACAAGCCGUCGCCUUCGGAGAGAUAGGCCUUGACUAUGACCGAUUGUUCUUGAGCUCGAAAGAGCUGCAGCUGAAAUAUUUCGAAGCUCAACUAGAUUUGGCAGUUGAGGUUCAGCUCCCUCUUUUCCUCCAUUCCAGAGCUGCUAGCGAAGAUUUUGAGAAGUUAUUAAUGCCCCGGCUUGAGAAACUACCUGGGAGUGGUCUUGUGCAUAGUUUUACAGGGACUCUCGAAGAGAUGAAUCGAAUGGUAGCCAUGGGUCUCCACAUCGGUGUUAACGGCUGCAGCUUGAAGACGGAAGAAAACCUUGAGGUGGUGAAGGCUAUUCCACUUGAUCGGAUUCAGAUCGAAACCGACGGUCCUUGGUGUGAAAUCCGCCCUUCCCAUGCAUCCGCUAAAUAUUUGGAAGGGGCAGUUGCUUUGCCAAAGGCUGUCAAGAAAGAGAGGUGGCAGAAAGGGUGCUUGGUUAAAGGCCGUAAUGAGCCUGUGGCAAUAUCCCAUGUCGCCCAUGUUAUUGCCAAAGUCAAGGGGAUCACAGUGGAGGAGGUUUGCGAAGCGGCAUGGAACAACUCGAUUAGAAUGUUUGGGCUUGGGGAGGAGGCGCCGUAG
Messenger RNA from Aspergillus tanneri, 948 nucleotides. RefSeq names its product 3'-5'-exodeoxyribonuclease. Lineage: Eukaryota; Fungi; Ascomycota; Eurotiomycetes; Eurotiales; Aspergillaceae. Gene Ontology annotation, molecular function: 3'-5'-DNA exonuclease activity. Gene Ontology annotation, cellular component: cytosol. The coding region runs from base 1 to 948 and encodes 315 amino acids. The transcript is spliced from 5 exons. The record is from RefSeq and is a predicted model, not a curated record.